Messenger RNA from Lagopus muta (rock ptarmigan), 1078 nucleotides. It is a transcript of the gene VTI1B, whose product is annotated as vesicle transport through interaction with t-SNAREs 1B. NCBI's taxonomy places the organism in Eukaryota, Metazoa, Chordata, Aves, Galliformes, Phasianidae. Gene Ontology annotation, molecular function: SNAP receptor activity; SNARE binding. The transcript has 6 exons. Gene Ontology annotation, cellular component: endoplasmic reticulum membrane; Golgi apparatus; late endosome membrane. The record is from RefSeq and is a predicted model, not a curated record. Gene Ontology annotation, biological process: macroautophagy; regulation of protein localization to plasma membrane; intra-Golgi vesicle-mediated transport. Bases 166 to 864 code for a protein of 232 amino acids.
UGCGAGGCCCUCCCUCCGUUGCGGCUGCCUCGGUGCCGCCCGGAGCAGGCCGCCGUCAGGCGUGGGGACUCCGCGUUGCGCAGGCGCGGGACCCCGCGGUCGAUGGCGGAAGCGCGGCCGGGAAGCGGCGCGUAGCCCCGAAUCGGCGGGAGGCGGCCGCUCGCUAUGGCGAUCCGCGGCCCCGCGUCCUCGGAGCACCUGGAGCGGCUGCACGAGAUCUUCCGCGGGCUGCACGGGGAGCUGCGGGUCGUGCCGGAGCGGCUGCGGGGCGGCGCGGCGGAGGAGAAGAAAAAGCUAAUUCGGGAGUUUGAUGAGAAACAGCGCGAAGCAAAUGAAACGCUCCGGGAAAUGGAAGAAGAACUGAAGUAUGCACCUCUACCGUUCCGCAAUCAAAUGAUGAGCAAAAUCCGGGCAUACAGAAGGGACCUCUCCAUGUUCCAGAGGGAGAUAAGAAGCACAGAUUUGGGAUUAGGCCCCGGAAGUCAAGGGGAUAUGAAAUAUGGAAUCUUUUCCACAGAAAAUGAACAGAGUACUAAUCUGCAGUCACAGAGAGUGCUGCUUCUCCAGGGAACAGAUAGUCUGAACCGAGCCAGUCAGAGCAUUGAGCGCUCACACCGGAUUGCUGCUGAAACAGAUCGGAUUGGCACUGAUAUCAUUGAAGAACUUGGGGAGCAGCGAGAGCAACUGGAACGCACCAAGAGCAGAUUGGUGAAUACAAGUGAAAACUUAAGCAAGAGUCGUAAGAUUCUGCGUUCCAUGUCCAGGAGAAUAGCCACUAAUAAGUUGUUGCUGUCGAUCAUCAUCAUCCUGGAACUAGCCAUCCUAGGAGGUGUGGUCUACUACAAGUUCUUUCGCAGUAGAUGAACCUUUGUGACUUUGUUUUCAACUGCUGAGGAGUAGGAUGGGAUGUCUUCCCUGUGAUUGUCUAAAACUGAACUAUCUCAUAAGACAGCAUGCACCGCUGAAACUGUCCUGACACGGGAAAGACAGUGAAAGGAGGUAAAAAGAAAAUACAGAGACAGACUAGCAAACUACUGGUGAGAUUACAGAGAAGGUAAUAAAUAUUUUAUUGCCUCAA